Styela clava is the source of this 687-nucleotide messenger RNA. The record is from RefSeq and is a predicted model, not a curated record. NCBI's taxonomy places the organism in Eukaryota, Metazoa, Chordata, Ascidiacea, Stolidobranchia, Styelidae.
AUGGAGCAGUUUGGAAAACAAAUUGAUGCAUUGCAUAAUCAUUCAUCUUUGGAAGAAAGGAUCAUCAGAACGCCGAAGAAGUCAUUAUCGAGAAAUGAGCAGAUGAGAUCAAUACAGAAACUGAAUCCUAUUGUUGUGGAUGGGAUUUUGAGAGUUGGUGGUCGUCUUGAUCGUUCACAUCUGCCAUUGGAAAGUAGAUAUCCAGUAAUUUUGCCGAGUGAUAGUCUUGUUACAAAUUUAGUGAUUGAUUUGUAUCAUGAAAGAGAAGGUCACAGUGGUACUUUGCAUGUUUUAUCUGCAAUUCGUGAGAAAUUUUGGAUCAUCAAGGGACAUGCAACUGUGCGUCGGAGAUUGAGCAAAUGUUUUACUUGUCGCAGAUGGAACUCUAAGGUGGGGGAGCAAGUGAUGGCACCGUUACCAAAAGUUCGAGUGACACCUAGUGAACAUGCUUUUAUGGAAACUGCCUGUGAUUAUUUCGGACCAAUACUGGUGAAGAGAGGCAGGAGUGAGGAGAAAAGAUAUGGGUGUACGAUGUUCAGUUGUAUGGCUACUCGAGCAGUUCAUAUCGAGAUUGCUUAUUCACUGGAUACUUCAUCGUUCAUUAAUGUAUUUCAGAGAUUUAUAAACCGGCUUGGGCGACCAAGAAAGAUGUACAGUGAAAAUGGAACGAAACUUCAUCGGUGCUGA